CAUACAAAACAACACAGUGUGAAAUAACAAUUCUUUAUAUAUGGCUUUAAAAUUAAUAUAAAAAUUGUACGAAACAUGUCGACAUCCGAUUCUGAGUCAAGUACAGCAACAACAGCGGAAAAUAUUGAAUUGAACAGUCGGGAAUUCGAUUUAGAAGACGAAGAUCAAUCGUCAUCAAAUGCGCUCCGAAACACCGAUGGCGAUUUUGAGUACGGCCAAGCUGCAGCGUAUGAAAACGAGCCACUUGCUGAUGAUGAGUGGUUAGAAAACUAUAAUAGAGAGACAGAAGAAGAAAGACGCCAAACAGAAGAGCUCGAACGCAGAAUGCAAAAUGAAGUUCCUCUUGAUUCUUGGUGCAAUUGUGGUAACUGCCGUGUUCCUCUGUUCGUUAAUCUAAAAGAAUGUAGAUGUUGCCACAAAAUUAUCAAUUGCAUGAUUGAAAUGCAAGAUCAUAUGGUGGUAUACGAAUUAGGAAAACAGCCAAAAUGCAUCACAGAGCAUCCAGGAUUUGAUGCCAUUUGCCUCAAUCGAUGGGCAUUAAAUUUAGCUGCCAAUCUUUACCAAAGGUUUUUCGAGUUGUUGCAUAUAGACAAUUUACAAGAAUGGUGUUGUGUGCAUGAGCCCAGCUAG
Messenger RNA from Xenia sp. Carnegie-2017, 630 nucleotides. RefSeq lists its product as uncharacterized. Bases 76 to 630 code for a protein of 184 amino acids. The record is from RefSeq and is a predicted model, not a curated record. Lineage: Eukaryota; Metazoa; Cnidaria; Anthozoa; Malacalcyonacea; Xeniidae. The transcript has 4 exons.